This is a messenger RNA of Phytophthora infestans T30-4, 603 nucleotides long. Its product is annotated as peptidyl-prolyl cis-trans isomerase, putative. The transcript is spliced from 3 exons. NCBI's taxonomy places the organism in Eukaryota, Oomycota, Peronosporomycetes, Peronosporales, Peronosporaceae. Gene Ontology annotation, cellular component: catalytic step 2 spliceosome. Gene Ontology annotation, molecular function: peptidyl-prolyl cis-trans isomerase activity. The record is from RefSeq and is a predicted model, not a curated record. Bases 1 to 519 code for a protein of 172 amino acids. Gene Ontology annotation, biological process: protein peptidyl-prolyl isomerization; protein folding.
AUGUCGAAUAUCUACAUCACGGAGCCCAACACGGAGGGGAAAGUGCUGCUGCACACGAGCUUCGGGGAUCUAGAUGUGGAGCUGUGGCCGCAACAGGCACCCAAGGCGUGCCGCAACUUCGUGCAGCUGUGUCUGGAAGGGUACUAUGACCAGACGAUUUUCCACCGCAUCAUAGCCGGCUUCAUGGUGCAGGGCGGAGACCCCACAGGGACGGGUACAGGAGGAGAGAGCAUCUACAGUGGCGCUUUCAUUGAUGAGUUCCAUUCCAGACUGAAAUUUAACCAUCGCGGACUUCUGGCUAUGGCCAACGAGAACAAACCCAACUCCAACCACUCGCAGUUUUUCUUCACCCUGGACGCCUGUGACUUUCUGAACAAGAAACACACCAUCUUUGGCAAGGUUACAGGUAACACGAUUUUUAAUCUUUUAAGUGUCGGAGACUUGGAGACGGAUGGACAGGAACGUCCUACCAAUCCACCGAAGCUGUUGAGUGCUGAAGUGCUGUGGGGAAACCCUUAAAGGGUUUGGGAAACCCCUCUCCAAAAAAACUCUCACCCCCGCGGGAAAAAAGAGGCCUGGGGGGGAAAAGAGGGGGGUUUUUGG